ACCCCCAAUUAAUCCGCCCACACUCCACUCCUGAGUAUAUAUCAAGUCACAAACUCCUACUUCCACUCCAAAUAAACACACACUACACGCACUAAACCUCCAGCAUGAAGAAGAUCAACUCCAUGCUCCGGAAAUGCAAGACCCUGUCCAGGCAACUGGGUCGGACCUCUUCCUACAGCAGCCUGAGAUCCAAGUCCACCAGGGGUCCUCAUCGACAUUAUCAAGAGUUGUGGGGUGAUGAUGCAAAUAUGCAGGAGAUAAAGGAGCCCUGCGAGACAAUUUUUGUGGGGAGCUCCAGGAGAAGGUACGUCAUCAGCUCCAAGCACUUGAACCAUCCAUUGCUGAAUGCCCUCAUUCAGAAGUCCAAACAAGAACCGGGUUCGGGUGGGGCCCCGUAUCCGGAUCCUGACCUCUCUGUGAACUGUGAGGUUGUGCUGUUUGAUCACCUCUUGUGGAUGCUUGAAAAUGCUGACCCCAAUUUGAUCAGUUCAGAUUCUUUGGAAGAGCUAGCAGAACUCUAUGUUUAUUGAAAUUCAUCAUUGAAUUCCCAUGUCAGAAAAAUAUAUAACUUUUUCUGUCUGUUUUUCUCGUUGCAGUGUGAAGUAUACUGUACACGAACUUGUGUAAUUAAUUGACAUAUAUCCCAUUUUAUAAAAUUAAGGAUA
This is a messenger RNA of Sesamum indicum (sesame), 665 nucleotides long. RefSeq names its product auxin-responsive protein SAUR76. The record is from RefSeq and is a predicted model, not a curated record. Gene Ontology annotation, biological process: response to auxin. NCBI's taxonomy places the organism in Eukaryota, Viridiplantae, Streptophyta, Magnoliopsida, Lamiales, Pedaliaceae.